Messenger RNA from Pteropus alecto (black flying fox), 1854 nucleotides. It is a transcript of the gene CCDC51, whose product is annotated as coiled-coil domain containing 51. NCBI's taxonomy places the organism in Eukaryota, Metazoa, Chordata, Mammalia, Chiroptera, Pteropodidae. The coding region runs from base 341 to 1609 and encodes 422 amino acids. The record is from RefSeq and is a predicted model, not a curated record. The transcript has 5 exons.
GGGAUCAAUUGAGAGGCGGGCGUUCGUUUGGGGGUUGCAGUUCGAGCGCGAGGCGCGCCAGAUGCAUCAGCUGCCUUUCAGGUUCUAGACGACCUUGAACGCCUUUCCACUUUUUCUCUCUGCCAAGAACAUCUUCUCUUUGCUGGUUGGGGGGUUUGUGAGACACCUGAGUGGAGAGGAGCUGAGCAACAGGCCGGGGCCUGAGGACGGGAGGCUGAGAGGAGGGACCGAACCGAAGGAACAGCUUGGGGGUCAUUGGUGCCUUCCCUCACAAAGAGAAAUCCUGCUGUCACCAAGCUUACGUUUGGUGACGGGCUAAGAAACAAAUAGAGAAGACAGUAUGCAUCUGAUGGAGAAAAAUAAAGCAGAUCUCCCAAUGACAGGGUGCAGCCCUGUGUUUGCCAUGCAGCACGUCGCGGGUGUGCCCCCCGUACUGAUGCGGAGAGGCCUCCUUGGAAAGGACCCCUCUAUGACCAGGACUCUCUGCAGCCCAGGCCCCAGCCAGCCGAGAGAGAAAAGGCCUGAGGACGUGGCCCUCGGGCUGUAUCACCGCCUCACAGCCCUGGGAAGGGCCCUGGGGCAUGGCAUUCAGCAGCGAGCGUCUUCCACGGCCAAGACUUGGUGGGACAGAUAUGAAGAGUUUGUCGGACUCAAUGAGGUUCGAGAGGCCCAGGGAAACGUGACCGAGGCAGAGAAGGUGUUCAUGGUGGCUCGAGGGCUCGUCCGCGAGGCUCGGGAAGAUGUGGAAGCGCAGCAGGCCAAGCUGAAGGAGGUGAGGGACCGCUUGGACCGCAUCUCUCGAGAGGAUAACCAGUACCUGGAGCUGGCCACUCAGGAGCACAGGAUGCUGCAGGAAGAGAAGAGGCUUCGCACGGCCUAUCUGCGUGCCGAAGACUCUGAACGAGAGAAGUUCUCCCUCUUCUCCGCGGCCGUGCGGGAAAGUCAUGAGAAGGAGCGCACUCGGGCUGAGAGGACCAAGAACUGGUCCCUCAUUGGGUCAGUCCUGGGAGCCCUGAUUGGCGUGGCUGGCUCUACCUACGUGAACCGUGUACGGCUGCAGGAGCUGAAGGCCUUGCUCCUGGAGGCACAGAAGGGGCCUGCGAGCCUCCAGGAGGCCAUCCGAGAACAGGCAUCCAGCUACUCCCUCCAGCAGAGGGACCUCCACGACCUCAUGGCGGACCUAAGGGGCCUGGUGCAAACAGGGCCAAGGCAGAGCUCUGGGUCCCAGCCAGGUACUUCCCCCACCCGAGACAGAGACACAGAUGUCCUUUUGGCUGCCUUGAAAGAGCAGCUCAGCCAUUCCAGGCAGGUCCAUUCCUGUCUAGAGGGUUUACGAGAGCAGCUUGAUGGCCUGCAAAAGACUUUCAGCGAAACAGCUGGGGUUGUUCGGCUUGCGGAGGUUGCCGCACUUCCAGGCCUGGUGGAGCCAGCAGAUGGGGCCGUGCCUGGCGCCCUGCUGGAACAGGGGAGGGUGGUCCUGGCGCUGGCGGACAUGGAACAGAGGCUAGAAGCCCAGGUCAACAGGAACACCAUCUAUAGCACGGUGGUUACCUGUAUGACAGUUGUGGCCACAAUGCCUGUGCUCUACAUGCUGUUCAGGGCCAGCUAGUCCCUGGACCCAACGCCAGAGGGUCUGAGGGGAUGGGUGUGGGAGUGGAUUUAGUUAAAGAAUCCAGGCAGUGAAGUGAGCCUUUGGGGGUGCACGCAGCCUCAGCCUGAGUCUGAGUACCAUCCGUGUGGCUCACCAGCAGGCACACUUUGCUUUUUAGGCAAUACUCAUUUACAUUAAUUAUGAAAAUCUGUGCUAAUGUCCAAUUAAAUCGUCUUUGAGUUUGUAUUAUUUAAAGUAAUUGA